This is a messenger RNA of Phlebotomus papatasi, 905 nucleotides long. Its product is annotated as proteasome assembly chaperone 2. The transcript has a single exon. The record is from RefSeq and is a predicted model, not a curated record. Gene Ontology annotation, biological process: proteasome assembly. Gene Ontology annotation, cellular component: cytosol; nucleus. Bases 117 to 860 code for a protein of 247 amino acids. NCBI's taxonomy places the organism in Eukaryota, Metazoa, Arthropoda, Insecta, Diptera, Psychodidae.
UCACUUCAAAAUUUUUGUUUAUCACGCUGUAAAUUCCGGUUAGACUUGCAGCUUCAUCCUCCGUACACCUGCAAUUUCCUGAACUUCUUGAUAAUUUUCGAGGAAAAUUUGUUAAAAUGAUAAAGCUAACAUCUAGUGUGGACUUUACAGAUGGAAUUCUUGUAAUUCCUAGUGUUUGUGUGGGAAAUGUGGCUCAACUGGCAGCGGAUUUGAUUGUUGAGACACUGAAGAUGCAAAAAGUAGGAAUACUGUGGCAUCCGGCUGUGAUUCCUAUCAUUGGACCUCCUGCGUACUGGCGAGACAACAAGGAUUCAACAACAACAGCUUGUGAACUCUUUACAGUGGAUGUCGCAGAAACGAACAAAAUCUCUGUCCUGCAAAUCCGGUCUCCUUUGGUAGCAUCCCUGAUGUUUGAUUUCUUCCAACAACUUAUGGAAUUUGUGGAGAAACAGAAAUUCAGAGAAGUUAUAAUUCUCAGCAGUUGCUAUGCUCAUGAGAAGCAUCUUGUUGAAGAGAGUCCCUUUGAGUACAAUGCUUCGAAAGAAUUUCAGAGGAUUCGUCAUGACAAAAUUAGUCCUCUGAACUGGAAGCAGCAUUCAGGCGAGGGAUUUCCUCAUAUCCUGGGUGGUGGAUUUGCUUCGCAACUCUUUCAGAGAUUCGAAGAACGGAAUAUACCUGCUCUUUUGCUCUACAAAUAUGUAUCUGAGGGAGAUAAUUCCCCAGAUGCACGACAAAUGACCAAUAAACUCAAUGAAUACCUUGGUGUUCUGCCCAAGAAGGAAGAUGGAACAGCCAGGCUUACUACACCACCCUCCUGGAAGCUACUAUUUGGGGAUGCUGCACCCAGGAGCAUGUUUUGAAACCGCAAUAAUAAAAAAAAAUUGUAAAAUCCCAAUAAAUUUUCU